GUGCUUACCCGCCGCAUCAUACCUUGCCUGGACGUCGACGCUGGCCGCGUCGUUAAGGGCACGAGUUUCGUCAACCUGCGCGACGCCGGCGACCCGGCGGAGCUCGCGGCCCGUUACGACCUCGAAGGCGCGGACGAGUUGGUUUUCCUGGACAUCACCGCGAGCAGUGAUUCCCGCAAUACCAUGGUCGACGUGGUUCGCAGCGUUUCCGAGCAGGUGUUCAUACCGCUCACAGUGGGAGGCGGCAUUCGAUCCCUCGAGGACGUGCGGCGCAUGCUCAACGCCGGGGCCGACAAGGUGUCGGUCAAUACCGCCGCGAUCAACACGCCCGAGUUGGUGUCGCAAGGAGCGGGACAGUUCGGGAGCCAGUGCAUCGUCACCGCCAUCGAUGCCCGUCGAGUCGAGCCUGGCGAAGAGUUCCCGGCGCCAAAAGACCCAUCGCUGGCGGUUGACCUGAAUUCGGGGUGGCAGGUCUUCACGCACGGCGGCCGGAACCCAACCGGGUUGGACGCCGUCAAAUGGGCGCGGCGGACGGUCGCUCUGGGUUCAGGAGAGAUCCUGCUUACCAGCAUGGACGAAGACGGACAGCAAGACGGGUAUGACCUGCCCUUGACCCGAGCCAUAUCACGCGCCGUUCCGGUUCCGGUGAUAGCCAGCGGAGGGGCCGGAACCCUGGAGCACCUGCACCACGCCUUUACCGACGGUGAGGCAGACGCGGUGCUGGCUGCCAGCAUCUUCCACUUCGGAACCUACUCCAUCGCCCAAGCCAAGGAAUACCUCGCCGCCUGCGGCGUUCCGAUGAGAAUCUGA
Geodia barretti is the source of this 810-nucleotide messenger RNA. The record is from the annotation of a GenBank genome assembly. Lineage: Eukaryota; Metazoa; Porifera; Demospongiae; Tetractinellida; Geodiidae.